AUGUCAUUAGACAAAUCUGUAAUCGAAAAUUUAUUCCCGAGUUUAUUCCUUCCCAAAAGAAAAACUAUCCUGAUUUGGAACAGCGCACAUCGAAUCGAAACGGCAGCUUUCGGUAUCGGUCACGAGCCGUUCGUCCAGCACGGAUGCGAGAUUUCGGACUGCAUCCUUUUUGACAAUGCAACUUCACCACAUUUGUUGCCGAUUGAAGAUUACGACGCUAUUAUCCUCCACAUGCACGAACUGUGGAUAACUGGACACCCCAUUUACAAUAGACAAAAAUACCAACGUUUAAUUUUCCUAACGCAAGAAGCACCCACUACACUGGCUAUCGACGUUAACGAGAUGGGGAAUUAUUUCAACUGGACGAUGAGUUACAGGUUUAAUUCGGAUAUUCAGUUGCUCUACGGACGUAUCCAUCCUGGACCGACUGCUCCCAAAACUCGAGAAGAAACUGAUCAAAUGGUAAAAGGUACGACGGUCAAGAACUACGCUGCAAAUAAAACCCAACAGAUCGCUUGGAUGGUUUCUCAUUGCGACACACACGGACUAAGAGAAACGUACGUCGCCCAACUCAGUAAAUUCAUCCCAGUAGAUAUUUAUGGCGGAUGUGGUAAUCUGACCUGCGAUCGAAAUGAGUCUCACUGGUUAUCGGAACCAAUUUGUUACACAAUGUUAGAAAAGAAAUACAAAUUCUACUUGUCUUUCGAAAAUUGCAUCUGCACAGAUUACGUAACGGAAAAGUUUUUCGAACUUCUAAACUACGAUAUAAUACCAAUCGUCUACGGUGGAGCAAACUACAGUCAACUUGCACCUCUCCAUUCCUACAUCAAUGCACUUGAUUUCACGCCGGAGACAUUGGCACAGUACCUAAAAAUACUCGACGCUAACGAUACGCUCUACAACGAAUAUUUUUGGUGGAAAGAUCACUAUCGGAUCGAGUCUGGAGUAGAACAAAUGGCUCGGCAUGGGUUCUGUGACUUGUGCAAGAAACUUCACCAGGAUGAUGGUGUAACCAAGUACUAUCCCGAAUUACUAACUGACUGGAAUCCUGACACAGUGUGUAAGCAAAUUGAAUCUUGGGAUAUUCCAACUUAUCCAGUGACACGUCAAUUUUUAAAACGGUAG
Daphnia pulicaria is the source of this 1125-nucleotide messenger RNA. Its product is annotated as alpha-(1,3)-fucosyltransferase C-like. The coding region runs from base 1 to 1125 and encodes 374 amino acids. NCBI's taxonomy places the organism in Eukaryota, Metazoa, Arthropoda, Branchiopoda, Diplostraca, Daphniidae. The record is from RefSeq and is a predicted model, not a curated record. Gene Ontology annotation, molecular function: alpha-(1->3)-fucosyltransferase activity. Gene Ontology annotation, cellular component: membrane. The transcript has a single exon.